AUGGCGGAAGACGAUCCCCAAGCAAAGCGUUCUCGCUUUGACCAAACUGAAGCGGAGCCCCGACGAUCCCGUUUCGACCGACGCUCGCGAUCCCCUUCGAACCGACAGUCCGACUCCGCUCGCACUCGCAGCCCUUUGAGUCGCCCCUUGAGCCACAGCCCUGGCGCAGAUGCUCCUCCGAAGCAAGCUGUAUCUGAUCCCGCCGCCGCCGCAGCCGCCGCCGCAGCCAAAAUAAAUGCGCAGCUUCAGGCUAAGAAGGGAAUCCAGCACGUUGAUGUGCCUCCAAUUCGCUCGAACGAAAGCCCCGCCGCGAAUACCGAAAAUGCGCCCUCUACCGCGGAGGGAUCAGCCAAGCUGAACGCUGAGAUCUACGUCGCCGACGGUGAUUACAUCAAGGAUAUUGAAAUCAAUGACUUGCGCAACCGCUACACCCUGACGAAGGGGUCAACCCAGAAAAUGAUUCAGGAUGAGACUGGCGCCGAUGUUACCACCCGAGGCAAUUACUACCCCGAUAAGAACAUGGCUACCGCUGCGAGCCCUCCUCUCUACCUCCAUGUCACAAGCACCAACAAGGAUGGACUGGAGAAGGCAGUUGCCAUGAUAAAUGAGCUGAUGCAGAAGGAACUGCCGAACCUGGUUGACGAGCGCCGGUUCCGUCGCAGGGAACCAGAGCAGCAAGUCGAGCGAGAUGAAUAUGGCCGUCGCAAAUGGCCGGAUGACCGACUUGCGAUUGAUCUUGAGCCAAUCCCCGGUUUCAACUUGCGUGCUCAGGUCGUUGGGCAGGGCGGUGCUUAUGUGAAGCACAUCCAGCAACAGAAUCAUUCCCGCGUGCAGAUCAAGGGCCGCGGCUCUGGCUAUUUCGAAGGUAACACCGGCUUAGAAAGUGACGAGCCAAUGUAUCUUCAUAUUGCAGCCCGCGAUACAACUGAGCUCCAAAAGACCAAGGAACUUUGCGAAGAUCUGCUCAAUAACGUGAGGGAGCAGUAUCAGAGAUUCAAGGAGAACCCGCCACAGCAUCACUACGGUGGAUACGGCAACCGUGGAGGUGAUCGAGGAGACCGCUACCAAGGAAGCGGAUAUGGUGGCUAUAACAACCGCCAGCAGCAACAUAACGGCUCCUCUGCCAGUCCUUCUGGCCAGGCCUCUCCCGGGGCCGCCGCCCAAUCCGCCAAUGAUUACAGCGCACAAUACGCGCAGUACUACGGUACUUCGGACCCAUAUGCGGCCUACGGUGGAUACCAGAACUAUGUGGCGUACUAUCAAUAUUACCAGCAGAUGGCUGCUGCUCAGCAGCAACAAGCCGAUGGCGCAGCCCCCCCUGCUGGCCCCGCUGCGGAGGCUGCCCCUCCUCCUCCUCCUGGCUCGGGAUCUCCACCCCCUGGCCCUCCAGGUGCUAGCGGCUACAGCGCAGUAAGCUCUCCAUUCGAACAUGACACCAGUGCUAGACUAAUCGAUCUUCGCAUAGGUGCCUCCUCCCCCUGGUCUGUAAGAAGGGGAUUGCCACAGCGGCAUAACACCAUGUAUGUCCAGCUUACUUGCGGCUCCCCUUGA
Molecule: messenger RNA, 1551 nt
Organism: Penicillium olsonii
Lineage: Eukaryota; Fungi; Ascomycota; Eurotiomycetes; Eurotiales; Aspergillaceae
Source: the annotation of a GenBank genome assembly